Molecule: messenger RNA, 432 nt
Organism: Phoenix dactylifera (date palm)
Lineage: Eukaryota; Viridiplantae; Streptophyta; Magnoliopsida; Arecales; Arecaceae
Product: mitochondrial import inner membrane translocase subunit TIM8
Source: RefSeq, a predicted model, not a curated record
UAAUGAUCUAACCCUAGGGUUUGCCGAGAAGAGUUGAGAUGGAGAACUCCGCCGAGCUGCAGCGAUUCCUCGAGCAAGAGAAGCAGAAAGCUAUGGUUAGCGAGAUGGUGGGCAAGAUUACUAAUGUAUGCUGGGACAAAUGCAUUACCAGUACUCCCGGCAGCAAGUUCAGCUCCAGUGAAUCCACAUGCCUUACCAAUUGUGCUCAGCGAUAUGUGGAGAUGAGUGUUCUCAUCAUGAAACGAUUUCAGUCUAUGCAGUAAACCAUCAUCUUUUUGGCUUACGGGUUUUACCCAUCUAGCAUUUCAUCGUAAUUCAAGAGUCAUAUACUUCUGGAAUACAACUUCCAUUUUACUUAAUAUUUGACAUUGUUUUUGCUUGUGUUUUUCUGGUCAUAUUCUUAUAAUAGUAUAUGCAUAUAUUGGUAAUCAA